Messenger RNA from Bemisia tabaci, 4885 nucleotides. The record is from RefSeq and is a predicted model, not a curated record. Lineage: Eukaryota; Metazoa; Arthropoda; Insecta; Hemiptera; Aleyrodidae.
UUUAUAUUCCUCCUUUCUUCUUAAUGGGUGUGGAAAGGAAAAUGUAGGCGCGUAGAACACGAAUUAAAAUCUUUUAAAAAUUAAAAAAAAAUUGUUUACAAUAAAAUUAAAACAUAAUUUCUGAUUUCGGAAGAUGGUGUUGCCUGCCGCGUUGCAUGAAAGUUAAAAGUCCGAGCCUUUUGUGCCCCUCCAAUUUGGGGAUUCCAAUUUUCAAUUUGUUACAUUUUACAAGCGUUAUUACAACCGCAACGCGUCACCUUUCGUUUAUAUUCCAUUUAAUUUUAAUCGCUUCUCGGUAUAAUUGAUUAGUCGUGUGAAAAUAGACUUGUGUUGUGCUUUCGGUUCAAUUGACUCGAAAGUUUGAGUGUUAACGGAGUGUUUUGAGUAAGGAAUGUGCUUGGCUGUCACUGGAUAACUCGCGAUAAAAAGGAAGAUCGGACCAUCCCAAAAAAUGAUUGUGGGGACAAGCUUGCUGCUUGCAGCGCUGUCGGUGGCGGCGCGGAGCGUGGCAGGCGCCGGGAUUUCGAGCACGACGGCCUUCCCGACGACGGUGACGAUCGGGGGUCGGGCAGGCGGGGGAGGCGCCACGACGCCCGGGGGCGGGGGCACGACGCCGGAGCGAGCCGCCCGCUCCCUCUUCGACCUGGACGCCACCCUCCGGCAGUGGGUCGACUCCCCGGUCCCCGAGCAGGAGCUCAAGGCCGUCCGCGAGCAGAUGGCCAGGACCAAGCGCAACGGCGACGACUUCCUCACGUCGGCGCUCACCUCCAAAUCCGGAUUCCUCGAGUCCCUCAAGACCGCCUACGGGGACAUCCAAGCACCCUCCACCUACCCUGAGCCCGAGAAGAAGUCAUUCAAUUUGUUGGGUUUUAAGAAGGCCAUUUUUGGAACCCUUCUGCAAGCCGUGAAGGCUAUCACAGGAGGGGUGAUAGCAUUGAAAGGUCAGCUGAUCAAGGUAACAGGUCACAUCGCUGCAACGAAAGGUAAAGUGCUUGCAACAAAGGGAGAUGUCAUCUCCGAGCUGGGAAGGCACAUCGCAAGCAAAGCGCUAGCCCAGCCAUUCUAUCACUACGAAGGUACUCCACCCUUAGAUCAAUCUAAAUCAGCUGUGUUUAGUUACUUUGUCAAACUUUUAGGUCUAGGUGGAGGACAUACAGGGUAUUCAGCACCAUCUGCCCCAUCAUAUGGUUACCAUGGCUACGGCAGUUACCAUUCCUCAUAUCCAACAGCACCUGUGUAUGGACCCCCACAUCACAGCAGUCACAGCAGUUAUCCAUCAGGGCCCUCUUCUUAUUAUACUGACUAUCAUCGUUUGUCAAGACAGUCGAAGCCAGGCUACCCUGCCCCAAACGUACCAGGUGCUCCCGCCCCAGCCGGAGCUCCUCAACCACAUGCUGGUCAACUACCUCCAGGAGUUCAAGCUGGACUGUUGGUUCUGAAACCAGUGCAGGUUCCUUUGGGACACAAUGGACACACUCAAGGCCCUCCUUUACUACCGAAUAAAGCUGCCACUUUACCCCCCUCAACGUACUCCAGUGUCCAACCGUCUGGGUUCUCCCACCCGCCUCCACCUGUCAAUGUCAAUGUUAACCCUCAGCAGUCACCAUACUCAGUAGCCCCUCAACUUUUCCACAAUCCUGUGCAGCCACGAUACCCACCCAGCAGUGGUGCUUAUCAGGUCAAUCCUAGCCCGGAGUCUUUUGAAAACUACGACCAACAGGAGUCUCGGUUUCAGUAUCCAUCGCAGCCAAACCAAAAUGGGUAUCACGAGGCGACCAAGAGGUCGCCCAUCAAGCGCUUAUUCGAAGUGCCAACUGGACCUGGUUAUGAUUUUGCCUCAUAAUUCUUGUAACUUCAGCUGAGAUUCCUCGCAACCAAACAGUUGAAAAUGUUACAUGUGAUUUUCGCUCAAAUGAAUACAGUCUAGUCAUGAAUGGCGUACUUCAUCCUUACCACUCAUCAACUCAGGCGAAGAGGGUGAUUUGUUAGCAAGGAAACCAGAAAUGGAACCUUCAGUGACCUUUCAUACUGGCCUCUUUUGUUGAUCACACGAUCCUACUUUUGUUACCAUUAAUUUUAUCCUUUACUUGUGUAAGAUACACUUUGGUAGACCUGCUAAUAGACUGUGUAAUUCUUUUGCGAGUGAAGGCAGGUCACAUCUCAGACUGACGAACUUAUGUCAGGAAGCUCCUGAAAGUUGUCAAAAAUCACUUAGCAGUUUUUUUGUUUCUGACCUCAGUCUGACGUCAGAACUGGAUCCUUUUUUUACAAUAUCUCUUCCUUUGUUUAGGAAUAAGGUCAUUCGCAAACUUUAAAAAAAACUGGAACAGCUGUGUUUCAGUUAAAAGUAUCAAAAUUAAAAUUCAGAUAAAAGGAUGGAAGAGUUGAAAACAUUUCCUUCCAACUUUUCCAAUUAUGUUUUAAUUCAAUUUAUUAAAUUUAAUUCAUAGUUAGUUUAAAAGUUUGGGAUGGUGUUUUUCAAUUUAACUGAAUUUUUAAAAAAAAUUGUGAAUAGUAUGCCGGUCACAAAAAGAAUUAUUCAAGAAUGAAAAACCUCCAAACAUGUAUCAUGCGUUUCUUAGACAUGAUUUGUCCUUCGUUUUUUUUUUUUUUUUUUUUUUUUUUUUUUUUAAAUUGCCUUUUUAGUCUAAGUCCUUAAAACUUGGCCUGAGAACAAGUUCACUGAAUUCAACAUAGCCAAGGACCCAUUUUCUGGUUCCUAAAUCAUCAUUGUGAAGCGCUCAGCCGAUAACGAGUGCUGUGCAGAUUCAACCUGUUACUAGUUUACCAGAAUAUUAAUGCUGCAUCAGUUAUACAGUAAGACAGCUUGUCAACAAGUUAACAGAAAAAUGCCUCACAUUUUUAGAGAAGAUCAGCGUAUAAGAUUAUUUUUAAUGCUUUUCAUGAUAAACUGCAGAGAGUUUCUUAGUCCUUAACUUUUCUAGUUUCACUGAAAAUGGUGUAGUUUUUAAAAGGGUGAAAUUUUGAACUUGUUCAUCACGCACAUUUCUUUAACCUUAAAUAGAAUAUUCACCCCUCUCCUUUCAUUUAAACAGCAUUUUUCAGUAUUAAAUUAAUGCAGGAUAUUGAAUUGCCAGUUUUCAGUGGAUGGAGUAUCAAAAUAUGUGAUUUUAUCUAUCCCUUUCAAUUCAAAGCACAAAAUUAUGAAACUGUCAGUCCAGUGCAAUUUGCCAAAAAAUAUGUUAGGAUGUUAUAAAUUUUAUUUGUGUAUCCUCACACUGCUAUGUUCCCUUUUGAAAAAAACUGUCAUCCUUGAUACCGGUACGAUGGGUAAACAUGAGUUCUUCGCCUACCUAUAGUAUCCACUCUUUGCAAGAAAUUUAAGUUAGUAUUUUGUAAUUUUUAUAGACUCUCAAACUAGAUGUUUGAAUGAAAAUCAAAUAUUUUGCACUGUAGUUGUUUAAGUUAAAGAAUUUUGUAAUUUAUGUUGUGUAAUGUAUAUUAUUGUACCAUAGUUUUUGUACAGAUAUUUUAGUGUUUAACACAAGUUUUGUGUUGCUGUUUAUUGGUGCAUGAGAAUCCUCAUGAGUACUGCUGUGGAGGGAUCCUUCAUUAAAAUUUUCUCGCUCGCAAAUCUGUUCUUGAUUUUAACCGUAGAGAGUGAUACAAAAAUUCUGCACCAUCCCUACAUGACCCUUUUGGUUCUUACCCUUUCCCUAAAAUUAUAGGGGGUCUCAAACUGUCGUUUCCUUUAACCUAGGAGCACUCACAAAAUUUCAAGUCUCCAUAUUUUGUUCAAAAGUUACAGGUAUGAUGCUGAGUGGCGUGGGACUUUUGAAUCACUCUGUAUAUGUGGUUAUUGAGAAUGGAAGGAUACUGAUCUAUGAGCAAUAAAUACAAUAUCUCAACAGUUCGCUCUUUUGCGCUGACUCAAUCAAAAUAAUACAAACCCCGAAGGUAACUCAGUGGAAUUAGUAAGGCUAAAAACCUUAUACUUACCCCUCCCCCCCUUUUUUUUGAAGAAAAAUUGGUAGAAUACUUUUGAUGAAAGUAAUGUUUAAUAAAAAUGGACCAUUGGAUAGGGCAAGAAAUUAGGAACAAUAAACUUGUUUUCUCAUCUGACUUUCAUGCAAAACUUGUUGCAUGUAUUGUAAACUUUCAAAAGGAGGGAUUUUGAUGAGGGCUGUUUCUGGGCCCACAGUUGUUGAAUUUCCUUUACUCUACGAUUUUUUGCUCAUUGAAGGUCUAUAUUUUACUGUUAGCAUCAUGUUUUGGUCAUUUCUGGUCUCUUUUCAUGUCUAAAAUUCACCUAAUCAUAGGUCUGAAGACCGAUUUCCGCAAAAAAUAUGGAUUUUUCGGCAUUCAAUUAUAGACCUUUGAAAUUCGCAUUUUUCGUCUAACUCGGCCUUAGACCCAUGUUAAGUAAGAUGUAAACUAGAAAAGAGACUGAAAAUGACCAUAUCACGAUGGGCUCCAUAAAAUAUGGACUUUCAAUGAGCAAAAAAUCGUAGAGUUAAGAAAAUCCAGGAUGGGCCCAAGAACGGCCUUUGUCGAUACCCUUCCUUUGCUCAAUAGUGAGAAAUAAACGUUUAUAGGUUACAUUAUAAACAGUAAAUGCAAACUUCCUGCUCGCGAAAACAUUUUAGUCAAGACAGGCGGUAUUAGGCAUCGAAAUCAAUCUUUUUGUCAAGCUAAUAUGUAACUAGACCUUAGUUAACUAUGACAAUCAUUUGCUUUCCCUUCCCUCCAAUUUCCUUUCACAAAAUAUCGUAAUUGUGGAAUCAACAAUCCUAUAUAAUCGAAAAUCGGAAUUCAAGGAGUCAUAAUUAAUUUUAGUGUAGAAUGUACAGUGUACAUGUGUGAUAACUUACUUAUAAUAUUGUAAAUCCAAAGUUUUUGAAAUAUAUUUUUCUAUCGUACUUAA